AAAAAUUGGAUAAAGAUGGGAUUUUUAUGGUUUAUCUGCCUCGAAUCGGUGGUCUUGAGCGCCACGGACCCGGGCGAUUACGCCGUUCUUGAUGAAUUCCGGAGAGGGUUGUCCAACUCGGAGCUGCUCGAGUGGCCUACGGACAACAACGAUCCCUGCGGCAAUCCGAGAUGGCCUCACGUCGGCUGCUCCGGUUCUCGGGUGACACAGAUUCAGUUGCAGAGCAUGGGAUUGAGCGGGCCUCUGCCUCAGAACUUCAACAAGCUCUCCAUGCUGACCAACAUUGGUUUUCAGAGGAACAAGUUCACCGGAAAGUUGCCAUCGUUCAAUGGUUUGUCUAGUCUGCAGCGUGCCUAUCUCGAUCUCAAUCAGUUCGACACCAUUCCCUCGGAUUUCUUCGUCGGCCUCGAUAAUCUGCAGGUUCUAACUUUGGAUCAUAACCCUCUGAAUCAGAGUACCGGGUGGACCUUGCCGUCGGAUUUGGCCAAUUCGGCGCAGCUGAUGAAUCUGUCCCUGGUCGAGUGUAAUCUUGUCGGUCCGCUGCCGGAAUUCCUGGGAAGCAUGAAGUCUUUGACUGCUCUGAGGAUAGCUCAGAACAAAUUCACUGGUGGGAUUCCGACAAGCUACUCAGGUAUGCCAUUGCAGGUCCUAUGGCUGAACGAUCAGGAAGGUGCAGGAUUAACCGGCUCGAUCGACAUCAUUACUAGCAUGACAAUGCUGAGUGAUGCUGUGGUUUAUGGAAAUCAGUUCUCAGGGCCUAUUCCCAGUUCGAUCGGCUCAUUAACUUCACUGAAACGGCUGUUCCUCAACAGCAACCAGUUUGUCGGCCUUGUUCCUGAGACUUUGAUGAGUUUGCCGAUGCUUCAGUCACUGCGUUUGGACAAGAACAUGCUCAUGGGGCCAAUUCCAAAGGCGAGCUUCAGUGACUUCAAUUAUGCUCAUAAUUCGUUUUGCCAAUCAACACCAGGAGUGCCUUGCUCACCACAAGUCGAUGCACUUUUGGAAUUCCUUGAAGAAGUGAAUUAUCCAUCAAAGCUCACUCGUUCUUGGUCUGGCAAUGAUCCUUGCGCCGGGCCAUGGUUCGGUAUUUCCUGCUCCGAUGGCAAGGUUUCCAUUAUAAAUCUUCAGAACUCUCAAUUAAGUGGCACGAUUAGUGAAUCUUUGGGUAAGCUGGAUUCUCUCAUGAAUUUGAUUCUGAAGGGUAACAAUCUUACUGGCCCAAUUCCUCCUAGCAUGACAAGCUUGAAAUCGUUGAAGACACUGGACCUUUCUUACAACAAUCUCUCACCUCCUGUUCCUCAAUUCCCUAGUACUGUGACAGUCCUCCUUGAGGGAAACAAGUUGUUGAAGAAUUCUCCUCCUCCACCAACAUCUCCUCCUCCUCCAGCAUCUCCUCCUCCUCCAGCAACUCCUCCUCCUCCUCCAGCAUCUCCUCCUCCUCCAGCAACUCCUCCUCCAGCAUCUCCUCCUCCAGCAACUCCUCCUCCUCCAGCAUCUCCUCCUCCUCCUCCAGCAUCUCCUCCUCCUUCAGCAUCUCCUCCUCCAGAAACUCCUCCUCCUCCUCCAGCAUCUGCUCCCAGUCCCGGCAACAAUAACCCACCUGCCUCGCCUAGCCACACAUCUUCUUCUUCUACUUCUAGCGCGAAGAUCAUCAUUGCAACUGUAGUUGGAGCCUCAGUUAUACUAUUUGCCAUUCUAUUUUGGUACUGCCGUCGGAAGGGUAAAACCAAUGUGACUGCAGUGCCAAAUUCCUCCAUCUUGCGUCUUACGAAUCCUGAUGAUCCAGAAAGCUCAGCUGAUUUGACACCUAAAAUUACUAUCAGUAUCGGUGAUCAUAGUGGCACACCCGCCAUCAACUCAGGCAACCUGACGAUAACAAUCCAAGUGCUUCGAGGUGCUACGAAAAACUUUGCUCCCGAGAAUGUUCUUGGUCGGGGUGGAUUCGGUGUGGUCUACAAGGGGGAGUUGCAUGAUGGAACAUUGAUAGCAGUGAAGAGGAUGGAGUCUGGUGUUCCAAAUAACAAAGCUUUCGAUGAAUUCCAUUCUGAGAUUGCUGUUCUUUCAAAGGUCCGACACCGUAAUUUGGUCUCUAUUCUUGGUUUCUCUGCAGAGGACAAUGAGAGACUUCUAGUAUACGAGUACAUGCAUCACGGAGCUUUGAGCAAGCAUCUCUUCCAAUGGAAGGAGCAGGGGUUGGAACCUUUGUGUUGGAAGAAGAGACUAACCAUCGCAUUGGAUGUUGCCCGAGGGAUGGAGUACCUUCAUUGUUUGGCUAACCAGUCCUUCAUUCACCGGGAUCUCAAGUCUUCCAACAUACUACUAAGAGAUGAUUACAGAGCAAAAAUUUCAGAUUUUGGACUGGUCAAAUUUGCAACAAACAAUAAAGCAUCUAUUGCAACUAGACUUGCUGGGACAUUCGGAUACUUGGCUCCAGAGUAUGCUGUAACCGGCAAAGUUACGACCAAAGUCGAUGUCUUCAGUUUUGGUAUUGUGCUCAUGGAGCUGCUGACUGGUAUGAUGGCACUGGAUGAGAAACGACCCGAUGAAAGCUGCUACCUGGCCUCCUGGUUCUGCAGGAUGAAGGCCAGCUCGGAGGAUCUAAGGAGCAUCAUUGACCCGUCUAUAGACAUCACCGAUGAGACGUUCGAAGGUGUUUCCAUCAUUGCUGAACUAGCAGGCCAUUGUGCCGCACGCGAGCCUCACCAGCGGCCUGAUAUGGGACAUGCAGUCGGUGUACUUGCUCCGCUUGUCGAGAAAUGGAUACCAACAACAACCGGUGAUCAGGAACAGGAUUACUACGCUUUAGAUUUUCAUCAACCCCUUCUUCAGAUGGUGGAGAGAUGGCAGCAUGCUGGUGAUACGACUAGUUCGAUCAACCUUCAAGACAGUAAAGGAAGCAUCCCAGCCAGGCCUGCUGGAUUCGCGGAGUCCUUCAAUUCUGCGGAUGGCCGGUGAAUGAA
This is a messenger RNA of Musa acuminata AAA Group (dessert banana), 2960 nucleotides long. Its product is annotated as receptor protein kinase TMK1-like. The transcript has 2 exons. NCBI's taxonomy places the organism in Eukaryota, Viridiplantae, Streptophyta, Magnoliopsida, Zingiberales, Musaceae. The record is from RefSeq and is a predicted model, not a curated record. Gene Ontology annotation, biological process: protein phosphorylation. Bases 16 to 2955 code for a protein of 979 amino acids. Gene Ontology annotation, molecular function: protein binding; protein kinase activity; ATP binding.